GAGGACUCAGGGCAGCAGAUGGUCCAACACUGCAGCGUGGCAGCCCACCAAUAUAAGGACUUUUGUUUUGAGGUGUGGCAGUGCGGCGGCAGUGUCGAGGUCCUGCCCUGUGCUCGCAUCGCCCACAUCGAGCGCGCUCACAAACCCUACACGGAGGAUCUAACGUCUCACGUGCGGCGAAAUGCCCUCAGAGUUGCGGAGGUUUGGAUGGAUGAGUUCAAAAGCCACGUGUACAUGGCCUGGAAUAUUCCUGUGGAGGACUCUGGGAUUGAUAUCGGCGACAUCUCUGAGAGGAAGGCACUGAGGAAGAGGCUGCAGUGUAAAACCUUCCGAUGGUACUUGGUCAACAUCUACCCUGAGAUGAGGAUGUACAGUGAAACCAUCGCAUAUGGAGUACUGAAAAACUCUCUGAAGAACGAUCUGUGUCUGGACCAGGGACCUGACAAUGACAAUGUUCCCAUCCUGUAUCUCUGUCACGGGAUGACGCCUCAGAAUGUGUACUACACCAGUACCCAGCAGCUGCAAGUCGGGCUCCUCAGUCCCACUGUUGACGAUGACGACAACAAGUGCCUGGUGGAUGUGAACAGCAGACCUCGCCUCAUCGAGUGCAGCUACGCUGCGGCCAAACGCAUGAAGCUCCACUGGCUCUUCACUCAGGGAGGAUCCAUUCAGAACAGGAAAUCAAAGAGAUGCCUAGAGCUCGUAGCGAGCACAGACAAUGAGUUCGGCUACCAACUGGCUCUGCAGAAGUGCACUGGACAGAAAUGGUUCAUCACAAACGUUCUGUUUAGCAGCUUAUUAUGAUCGACUGCUGAAAGGAACACCUGACCAAAAAGCACACCGAACUGGAUGAGGUUCAUUUUUUUUGUAUGUGUGCACAUGUGUAUGCGCGUCUGCGUGUGUGACUGGCGCAUGGUUGAGCAUGUUUUUUUUUUUUAGCACUGCGAUGUCCUCUGAGCAGUCGACAUCACAUCACAAAUGUUAAACAUUUUAUUUAGCCUACAGGAUCCACCAUCGUUGGCGGACAUUUUGAAGAUUUGACAAGGUAGUAUAUUUAGUAUAUUUUGUGGUAACAACAGUACAGUCAGAUUUUUGUUGACUUGAAAGAUGUAAUGGGUUCAGUAUGUUUUUGUACUUUGUUCAUAUUUGCUACCAUGUAGCAAGUUCUCUGAACCUGUCCCUGCUGUAAUUAUGUUCUUUUAGUGUCUCAGGUUUGUAGGUUUAUUAUGAGAUUCAUCUGUACAAUUGUGGGAAAACGUUGGAAUAAAUCUGAAAACAAUAGAUAAUUUUCUAAAUGUAAAUAUUUCCAAUGUUUGUCAUAUAAAACAGUAAAUUGAUGAUUACUGAUGUAAA
Paralichthys olivaceus (Japanese flounder) is the source of this 1353-nucleotide messenger RNA. The record is from RefSeq and is a predicted model, not a curated record. Lineage: Eukaryota; Metazoa; Chordata; Actinopteri; Pleuronectiformes; Paralichthyidae.